UGCGCAACACGCGCGGAGCCAGCCUCCCCAGGACUAUAAAAACCCUCAGUCACCAUCCAAGGGACACGGAGGAAGCUCAACCUCUCAGGUGUAUCUGUCUGUCUAACAACCAUGAAGGCUGUAGCACUCAUCCUUGCUCUGGCAGUCAUCACUGGCUGCAAUGCCCGUGCUAUUCGCCAAGCUGAAGCAACCAAAAACCCCUGGGAGGAAACUGUGGACCGCUUCUGGCAGUACAUCGCAGAGCUGGGCCAAAAUGCUGAUGGAGUUGUGCAGAACCUCAAGGACUCUCAGCUCAGCAGGGAGUUAGACACUCUGAUCACCGCCACCAUGGCAGAGCUGGAAACAUACAAAGAUAACAUCCAGACCAAGCUGGUCCCCUACACUGAGACCUCCACUGCCCAGCUGUCUCAAGACAUUCAGCUUCUGAUCAACAGACUGCAGAAGGACAUGCUGGAUGCCAAAGAGCGUGGUACUGAGUAUCACCGUGAGCUCCAGGCAAUGGUGGACCAUAACACUGGUGAUAUCCACGGCCGCCUCAAUACCUUCAUCCAUAAGCUGCAGAAGCGCCUGAAUAAGGACACUGAGGAGAUUCGCAACACUGUGACCACCUACAUGAGUGAGAUCCAGUCCCGUGCUGCUCAGAACCUGGAUACAGUGAAGGAGCAUGUUGAGCCCUAUGUCCAGCAGGCCAGUGACAAUACCAAUAAGAAGCUGAGUGACAUCUCUGCUGUCCUGAAGAGUCAGGCAGAGGGCUUGGGUCAGCAGCUGGAGACCCAGGCUGAGGGCAUCAAGACUCAGCUGGAGGCCACUGCCCAGGAACUGCGCACCUCCCUUGAGGGGAAGAUUGAAGAGCUGACAGAAUUGCUCUCCCCCUACGCCACCAAGAUCCGUGAGCAGUUUGAGGAGAUUGCAGACAGGGUGAAGGAGUCUACCACUGCAUAAAGAGAGACUCUAAAGGUGGUAGAUGGUUGGUGGAAUGGCUACACUGCUGAUUUAUUUACACCCAGGUAAAAUGAGAAAAGGGGAAAGUCAGGAGUUGCUGAUCUCUACACUAAGUGUUCUAGUGUUCAGGAUAUGGGGGUUGACUAGAGAAACAAGGGAGGAUAAGGUGCAGAACAGUCAGCAGGUGUGUUCUUUCUUCUGCACAGUCACCCUUUCUUAUUCUCUUAUUGGCUCCCUUGAUCAGUGAACACAAGCACCACAGUCGAUAACAACCUUUAUUAUGCAAACAGAAGACAAUUAUUUGAAAUAGCCUUUGCCUUUCUACUUUGAAUUCACUGAUUUAUCAGUCUAUCC
Messenger RNA from Archocentrus centrarchus (flier cichlid), 1296 nucleotides. RefSeq names its product apolipoprotein Eb (gene apoeb). NCBI's taxonomy places the organism in Eukaryota, Metazoa, Chordata, Actinopteri, Cichliformes, Cichlidae. The transcript is spliced from 5 exons. Gene Ontology annotation, biological process: cholesterol metabolic process; acylglycerol homeostasis; cholesterol efflux. The record is from RefSeq and is a predicted model, not a curated record. Gene Ontology annotation, cellular component: high-density lipoprotein particle; chylomicron; very-low-density lipoprotein particle. Bases 112 to 942 code for a protein of 276 amino acids. Gene Ontology annotation, molecular function: phospholipid binding; phosphatidylcholine-sterol O-acyltransferase activator activity; cholesterol transfer activity.